Messenger RNA from Dissoconium aciculare CBS 342.82, 1320 nucleotides. RefSeq lists its product as uncharacterized. Gene Ontology annotation, biological process: snoRNA splicing. The transcript has a single exon. The record is from RefSeq and is a predicted model, not a curated record. Gene Ontology annotation, cellular component: U2-type spliceosomal complex. Gene Ontology annotation, molecular function: metal ion binding. NCBI's taxonomy places the organism in Eukaryota, Fungi, Ascomycota, Dothideomycetes, Mycosphaerellales, Dissoconiaceae. Bases 238 to 1242 code for a protein of 334 amino acids.
UAUGAUGGCGCUGGUGUCCGCAAGUGUGGCUGGAGCACCACGUGACUGCGCGCUUCGGCCUGUCCAGCGCCACUUGCUUACGACAUCUCUGUGGCGGACGAUAUAUUGAACAUGCAAGUGAGCAGUCGAGGAAGAAUUGUUUCGCGCAUGCACGACUCCUCCACAGAUCUUCUCGCACACGUCGAGUGCAUCGCGUCGAAUCUAUCGCGAAACCGCCAUUUUCACCUCUGAACCAUCAUGGCGGACGUCGCAGCGCCCGUCUUCAAAAAGCGCGCGAACAAAUCUGCAAAUAUCCGCAAACGACCGCCGACACCUCCGCCGGCCGAGAGGAGCGAUUCCGAUGCGUCCGACUAUACCGACGGCGAGGAGGAGGGCGUCCGAGUCAAGAGGCGCAAAACCCAAGGCGUAUCCUUGUCGACCGCGGGACCCCAAUCAUCUCGGGAUCUGAGCAAAUCGACGGUCUACGCCGCCGACCGAUCCACCCACAUCGCCAUCAACGAGGACGCCACGAAGGAAUCGAACUGGUACACGGACAGCGCCCUGGUCGCGCUCGAAGGCGGCAAUGACAAAAAGUCCAACCUCGCGAAAGCCGCCGCAGUCACGCCCGCCGAAGAAUCCAACGGCGCCUAUCGAGGCUCAUCCAACUACUCCAGCUUUAUCGACAAGAACCCCGACGGACCCGGCCGCCACGUCGGACCCGUCAAGGCGCCCACCAACGUGCGCGCCAUCACCGUGAUCGACUUCGCGCCCGACGUGUGCAAGGACUACAAGACGACGGGCUACUGCGGGUUCGGCGACAGCUGCAAGUUCCUGCACGCGCGGGAGGACUACAAACAGGGCUGGCAGCUGGACAAGGAAUGGGAGAACGUGGGCGCCAAGGGCAAAGGCAAGGGCAAGGCGGACGCCAACGCCGCCGCCGCCGCCGACGUGGAUCCCGAGGAGAAGAUGUUGCAGGAGAUCCCCUUCGCCUGCAUCAUCUGCAAGGGGACGUAUAAGAACCCCGUCGCGACGAAAUGUGGACACUACUUCUGUCAGAAAUGCGCCAUGGGCAGGUAUCAGAGGGAGAAGAAGAGGACGUGUGCGGCGUGCGGCGCGGACACGGCCGGCUCGUUCGCGGUGGCGAGGAAGCUGAAGGAUCUGUUGGAGAAGAAGAGGAGGAGGGUCCGGGAGAGGAAGGAACAGGCGAGAGAGGCCGGUGAGGAUGUCAGUAGUAGUAGCGAUGACGACGACGACGAAGGAUGAUCGGUCAUGUGUAAAAAUCAAAAAAUCGAGCAAUUCCUCUCAUCUGAAUUUCCCUGUUGUCUGUGAAGUUCAUACUGG